GCUUUUUUGGAGCUGACAGGCUGCCACGCAAUAAAUAAAUCAUCAAAAAAAAGCUGCAAUGCAGUGGGGGUCGCAUUCGUGUUCUGCACUCUCAGGCAGCCAGUGCGUGGAUAGAAGACAAGCAUCUCCUUCCUUCCUUUUCUCUCUCAAGGGGUUUUAGGAGACAGCAACAACAGCUUUCUGACUCCAUCCAGAAACAGGGUUAGAUGGCUACAUGGAAGGAUGGAUGCUUUGAUGGAUAGGAGGGACUGAGGCAGAGAGAGGGAGGGAAAGUUUUAAAAGAGGGGCGGGAACAAGAGGAAGCAGGGAACGUGUAACGCGAGCGUGUGAAUGACAGACGCAGAGCAAAGAGAAGAGAAGAGACUCAGGCUGUCAGGAGGAGAGAGACAGAAAGGCCCGAGGGGGAUCAGAGCAGCAGGGCCGCCGAGACGGUGAAAAGAGAGGCAGAGAGUGACAGGCAGACACGGCUUGCCUGCUGGAGAAGUGGAAGAAGGGACACCGGCAAAGGGAAGGAGGAGGAAGAGGGAGUGAACGAGGGAGAAUUUAAAUGUGUGAGACAGACGUGGACUGAAGCCAUCGUCAGCUCAUGGUCUUAGAGCACAGGCAGGGGAGAGGAGGAACAGGAGGAGGAAUAGACUCACACAGGAAAGGGGAGAGAAGGAACGGGAAAGUGGAGAGCUGGUCAACAGUUGUUCCCCUAGAUCAGACGAUGAUGGGGCUGUACUACCAAGCAAUGCUACCGGGCUCUCAGGAUUCGACAGGAGGACAGGAGGGAUUGGUGGCCCCGCCCUUUUCACCGUUCCCCCCUCCACCCCCUCCUCAAAACGGGCUAGCAGGGACAGAGUUUGUCCCAGGGGCCAUGUUUGGUGCUGGGGGCCAAGGCCCAGCAGAGUUGGGGGCUGGUGCUAAUGGAGCCACCACCAAUACCACCAACAACAACGGAAAGACAGAGGAGGUGCCCCAGGGUGAGGCGGGCGUACAGUGCGGCACAGGAGGCUCAGGAUCCGGAGGCUCUGUGGGAGACCCCUCCGAGGCCAAAGGGACCCCCAAACGCCUCCACGUCUCAAACAUCCCCUUCCGCUUCCGGGACCCUGACCUCAGGCAGAUGUUUGGGCAAUAUGGGAAGAUUCUGGAUGUAGAGAUUAUUUUCAAUGAGAGGGGAUCAAAGGGUUUUGGCUUUGUGACAUUUGAGACCAGCGCAGACGCAGAGAAAGCCAGGGAAAAGCUCCACGGCACACUGGUGGAAGGUCGUAAGAUUGAGGUGAAUAAUGCCACGGCCAGGGUGAUGACCAACAAGAAAAUGGUCAGCCCCUACCCUAAUGGAGAGGCUCUCAGCACGCUGCCUUAUGCGGGGUGGAAGCUGAGUCCUAUGAUGGGGGCCGUGUACGGACCAGAGAUCUACGCAGUCCCAGGGUUUCCUUAUCCUUCAGCAGCGGCAGCAGCCACCACAGCAGCCGCAGCGUUCCGCGGUGCCCACCUCCGGGGCCGAGGCCGGCCCGUCUACAGUGCUGUGCGGGCUGCCGUGCCUCAGCCUGCCAUCCCUACCUACCCUGGUGUGGUGUAUCAGGAUGGGUUUUACGGAGCUGCAGACUUAUAUGGAGGCUACCCUGCCGCUGCUGCUGCUGCCGCCGCCGCCGCUUAUCGCUACGCCCAGCCGGCCGCCGUAACCGGAGCAACCGCCGCAGCUGCCGCCUACAGCGACAGUUAUGGCCGCGUGUACACUACAGACCCCUACCACGCUUUAACUCCAGCCGCUGCUGCUUACGGAGUGGGAGCAAUGCAGCAAUCAUUGUCCGUAGAAGGACUCAUGGCACUGCAAGCCAGUUUAUACCGGGCAGGAUACAGUAGGUUUGCUCCUUACUAAAACCACAAAUCGCACCGAGGAAUUUCACAUCGCUCCAAAAACCCUUUUUCAAGCUCUUUGUUUGGCAGCAGCUCCCCUCCAUUUCCUUUUUUUUUUUUGCAGGCGGACUAUAGUUACAACUCGUGUGUUUUGUUUUUGUUUUUCUUAUUAUAUAAUAUAUAUUUUUUCCCGUGGCGAGAGAGAUCAUAUGCCACAUCAUCAACUCAAACUCUGUUUCUGUACUCUGUCUGUCGCCGACGACGCAGAAACGAUGACAAAACUGCCAGGAGUGUCUCCCACAUACAAAGCCGGAGUCUGCUACUCUGAACUACGGGGCACAAAUAGGACUGUUUUUAAAACACUACGGGACCUGGACGGAGAGAGACUGCUGUUCCUGUGUGAUCCUGCACACCCUUUUUUUUCUUCCUAGAAGUUUCUGAACUAACUGUAUAUCCACUGCCCUAUAAGACCUAGUCAGACCUAUGUACACACACUUACAUUGAACACUAAGUAUACGGUUUCCUCUACAUGUUUCUUUUAGCGUUGGCCUGCACACGACGACGCCACAGCACAGUCGUUAACUAUAAAAGGUACUCCUGUUUUUAAACACUACACUGCGUAAAGCUACAGCCCCGUACAGCAGAGACGUCCCUCUGGUUUAGCAUCGUGGUAUGAUAAUGAAACUCGGACUGCUUAUUACGGAAGAUGUAGGAGUCAUUCUUGUCAUGUCAUUUUGUGAAAGCCGGAAUACCGAAACACUCAGCCA
Perca fluviatilis (European perch) is the source of this 2609-nucleotide messenger RNA. RefSeq names its product RNA binding protein fox-1 homolog 2-like. Gene Ontology annotation, cellular component: cytoplasm; nucleus. Bases 587 to 1864 code for a protein of 425 amino acids. Lineage: Eukaryota; Metazoa; Chordata; Actinopteri; Perciformes; Percidae. Gene Ontology annotation, molecular function: mRNA binding. The transcript is spliced from 13 exons. Gene Ontology annotation, biological process: nervous system development; regulation of alternative mRNA splicing, via spliceosome. The record is from RefSeq and is a predicted model, not a curated record.